Nasonia vitripennis (jewel wasp) is the source of this 14342-nucleotide messenger RNA. RefSeq names its product atrophin-1. Gene Ontology annotation, biological process: regulation of gene expression. Gene Ontology annotation, molecular function: transcription corepressor activity. The record is from RefSeq and is a predicted model, not a curated record. NCBI's taxonomy places the organism in Eukaryota, Metazoa, Arthropoda, Insecta, Hymenoptera, Pteromalidae. Gene Ontology annotation, cellular component: nucleus; cytoplasm. The coding region runs from base 1037 to 2728 and encodes 563 amino acids. The transcript has 5 exons.
AUUCCCCUCCGACGGCCGGGCCGAAGCGAGCGACGUGCUCUUUCUCCUCUCGCGCCGGUCUACGCCCCACUCGUCGCGCAGCGCAGCGAGUUAAGUCCACCACAUGACACCCCGCGUUUCAGUCUCGCAGCGGCACUCGCGAGCGACGGAUCGCGCGACUGUGGGUUCGUUUUUUUCACAAACGUACGAGAGAGAGAGAGAGAGAUAGAGAGAGUCAGAUCAGAUUGAGAGUUUCGGUGUGAGUCCCGCACUGCACUGCUAUUAGUGAAUCGAUCUCCUCGGUGUAUCAUCACAGCGAGCUGAAAGAGAGAGAGAGAGAGAGAGAGAGAGGAGGGAGUGAGAACAUCGGAAGGGAGGAGGAAGUGCGAGGAAAGAAGCAGAGGACACUGCAACCUUUGAGUUAGUAGCGAAUCACCUUUGAGUUCGAGAGGAGCCGCCGCUCUUAUCUCCGUCUGCGCAAACCAUAGGAGCUCCAGAUAACCCUGUAUCAUUAGCAUCGCCUCUCUGUUUUUUACUUUUAUAAAUAACCGUCCGUGUCUUCUCUAUCCGUGACGUUUUCACGACUCUAUCACACACUCUCUCGACACGCAAACACAGACGCGCGCGCGCGCGUUGAUUAUUCUUUUCUACGACACAACAAACGACGAAGGCAUAGUUCCUGCAGUGAGCUCUCGACCGACGGAGCAGAAGACAGAGCGCGAGUGAGUAGCUAAAAAUCCGCGAGAAAAAUCGCCGCAGUGACAGCGGCCGAGAGAGAAGAAGAGGAGGAAGAAUAAUCCAAUAGCGGGGCACGUCCUUGCGCCGUCAUUGCCUGCAUCGUAACUCUAUGUGCAGGCACUAACAUACCGUCACGUGAGAACCACUGGACUGUCCGGGGGAAAUAAUAAAGUGUGUGUGUGCAGCAGAUCUGCAGUGACUACACUCCCCGACGACGUCUCCCGCUUGGAUAGCAGCUGCUAACGAGCGGCACCGACGAGUUGACACUUGGUGAGCCGCAGAUCUUGACGUUAAUUGCAUUCGUCUCUGCCGCGACUUUAUGACACUAAUCCCUCAGCCAUUCAACGCCGACCCGGUAGCCGAGAGCUGGGAAGAGGGCUGCCCAAGGAGAAGCGCCCCCCACGACGGCCGAACGCGCCGUCCACGUCGCCCGCAGCCGAGAAGCGAAUCGCUCGUAGCGAUCCCCACCAGCCCGAAAAUUCUCCUCUCCAAGCCCAAGAUGCACAUAGAGGUGCAGCUGGCGCUGAACUUUGUCAUAUCCUACCUGUAUAACAAGCUGCCGAGGCGGCGGGUCAACAUCUUCGGCGAGGAGCUCGAGAAGGCCCUGAAGGACAAGUUCAAGGGCCACUGGUACCCGGAGAAGCCGUUCAAGGGCUCGGCUUUCCGAUGCCUCAAGACCGGCGACCCGAUCGACCCGGUCCUCGAGCGCGCGGCCAAGGAGUCCGGCGUGCCCAUCCAGGACAUCCUCGAGAACCUGCCCGCCGAGCUAGCCGUCUGGGUUGAUCCGGGCGAGGUGAGCUACCGCAUCGGCGAGACCAGCCCGGUCAAGAUCCUCUACUCCGAGAGCGCCGACCCGCACGACGAGUCCUCGGCCGACCGCGAGGUCACCAAGACCUUUAACCCCGAGGCCCAGUGCUUCCGGCCCAUCGAGUCCGUCGGCAGCUCGCUCAGCGGGCUCAGCCUCAGCCCCAAGUCGACCUCGCCCUUCCCCAGCUCCAUGGCCAGCAGCGCGAGCAACGGCUCCGGCGCCCCGGCCCAGUCGGCCUCCGCCGCCCAGGCAGCCGGGGCCGCCCAGGCUUGCCCCCCGGGCCAGCAGAACGGCCACGGCUCCGGCUCCUCCUCGGCGCCCUCGCCCACGCCGAUCAGCAGCUCCUUCAAGGGCUCGCCCAGUCCCGUGCCGGCCUUCAUCCCCAGGACCCAGGCUCCGCUCACCUUCACCACCGCCACCUUCGCCCAGACCAAGUUCGGCAGCACCAAGCUCAAGACCUCCAGCAAGCGGGCUAACAGAUCUAGGAUGUCGCCCACCGAGUUCUCCAACUACAUAAAGCAGCGCGUCAUGCAGCAGCAGAUCCACCACCAUCACCACCAGCAGCAGCACCAGCAGCAGCAGCAGCCGCCGCACCAGCAGCCGGGCGGCCAGGGCCCGCAGACCCCGGGCGGCCUGCCCGUCUCCCAGAGCUCGCCCAACAGCCGCAGCCUCUCGCCCGGCCUCGCCGCCGUCAACGGCCACCAGUCGCACGCGGCCGCCGUGGCCGCCGCAGCAGCCGCCGCCGCCGCCAGCGACCCCAGCGCCUACUUCUACCAGGCGCCGCCGCCCCCGGUCUACCACCCGCAGUUCCCGCACCGCAACAUCUUCGACUCGAACGACAGCCCGCACAACGGCUACCUCGCGGCGGCCGCCGCCUGCGCCGCGGCCUCCGCCAGCGACCUCCUCGGCCAGGGCGCCAAGUUCCCCUACAUGGACCCCCGCCAGUGGAGCACUUACGGCGGCAUGCCCGCGACUGCCGGUGGCGCCACCUCGCAGAGCGCCGCCAGCGCCGGAUUGGGCCCGAUCGGCUCCGCCGCCAGCGCCACCGCCGCGGCCCCGACCGGCUCCAGCGCCACCUCCCAGCAGCAGCAGCAGCAGGCAGCCGACAAGUCCGCCCUCGUCGACGGCCUCAACAACUUCGGGCUGGGCUCGGUGACGCCCUAUCCCGCCAGCAACUACCAGCACCUGCUUGUCGCCAAUUAAUACAGUGCGCCACCCAUCGCCGGCUGCAGCAGGCCCUCGUCCGUCGCCUGAUGACGAUAGCGGCGCACACCGGCGCACCCGAGCAGCGCGCACGCACACACCCGCACGCCCUCCCCGCGGCGAGUCCUCGCGAUCUAGGGGCGAGACUUCUUGUCGUCGGAAUAACCAGUCUUUGUCGUCGUUAUGUACGAAUCCUCGUAGACUACGUGCGAUUACUACUACUAUAACUACUACUAUAACUACUACUACUACUACUACUACUACUACUACUAUUACUACUACUACUACUACCUCUGGAUUUAAUGGAGGCGGCUUAUACGAUACCCCACACCCCAGCCCUGCAACGUCCCGCUACGUGUAAUGUAUAGAGAGACAACCAAGGUGUUUGUGUGCGUGUGUGUGUGCGCGUGCGAGGAGCAUCGCUGACGAUCGACCCACACACUGCUCAUCGAGGCUCUGCUGCGACGACUCCGAAGACGGCGUCAACUUGUGUAAUCUACAUUGCUAUGAUAGGCGAAACCGAGCGUUCUCGAACUCCCGGCCAGUGCUGCGUUACCGAACUUUUUUAUUUUACUACAUACCGUUUAGUUCGCUUGACUAAUCUCGCGCAAUUGUGAUUUACGUUGUAUAAUGUAUAUGAUAUAUAUAUAAUAUCGGAGUGGAAUCUGAGUCUCGGGGCCGAGGCGCGAGGUGCGCUCGCGAGGACGGCGACUCUGGCGAACGCGUCCACGAGCGCGUUCUCGCGACGAAAUGAUAUAGUGUAACACCUCCGAGCCGGCCCCGCACCGCGAGCGCUGCCUUCGGACGAAUGAUUCUUUUGAGUCGCACUUUAGUUCCUCUGUAGAGUGUAUUUACCGCAAGUCUCUCGCCCUCUCUCACUGGAGAAGGUCCCUUUCAUAAAAUCUCACCUAUGAGAGGCCCAUCGGGGAGAGGGGGAGAGCACGUACGAAAAUCUCUUCUUUUUGCAGCUUUCACUCCUGGCGCAUAUGUAUAUUAGAUAACGAGAGUAACGAGCACUCGGUAUGCGCAUAACUCGAGAACGGCCGGUCGAUCCAAAAGAGAUCGAGCGAAUAUACGAUGAUGCAUAAAACGAAACGACGGAGAGGAAGCUGCUAUGUACGACAUAGCAGAGAACCGCCGCGAGUCACGUAUAUAUAUACAUUACAAUACCGAGCAUAGAGGUGUGAUAGAGAAAGAGCGUGCUCGUUUUUUCGGGACACGCGCGAGCGAGAGCAGAAAGAGAAUAUAACGUAGGGAAAGAAAGCGAUCGAAAGAAAGGAAACGAGAAAAACCGAGGCGAGAAACGAAAAAAAUUAUAUAUACUUAGAGACACGUGGCAGGUACUACCACGAGCGCAGAGCGCCCGAAUAUUGCGAACGAACCCCCGGUUAUUCGCGCUAAGCAGGCCGUAUUGUAUACGCAGCGAGCGCAGAGGAACAAAAACGAGGAAAAACGACGGCAAUCUCCACUCUCUCUCUCUCUCUCUCUCUCUCUUUCUCUCACUCUUUCUCUCCGUCUCUUCUGCGUAUGUGUGCGCGCGGGCUGUUUACGGCCCGGCAUAGAGAACAAACAGGACCGACGCACUGCAGGACAGAGACGCACGUAUAUUAUACACACACACGCUUGGAAAAUUGGACGGAAAAAACGGGAGACGAUGUGGCAGAAGAGACGGCGGAGCGAGAGAGAGAGAGAGAGAGAGAGAGAGAGAGAGAGAAAGAGGAGGAUCGAUAGUCGGACUGUGCCGCUGCUGCUCAAGUGAUAUAUAAGAUGAAAACGAGUCGAGGUGUAAUAAUUUAUUUUUUCACUGAAUAAUAGUUCGGAGAGUGGAAUAAACGGGAAUAUAAUAUCUUGUAGAGCCUAUGAAUAUUAUAAUUGCGCGAGUCGACGUCGACGUCGCGUCCCGUCGCCCCGACACUCGCGCAACUUCAAAAAGCCAAGUGCGUACAAGUCGUCGGGCCGCGACGUCGUCCUCGAAAUACGAGACUCGCCGUUCAGUAACGAUCUUAACGUUUUAUUUUUAUAAGCGAUAAACGCAGUAGACGGAUAUUAGGGAGAGCGAGAGAAGAGGAAGGAACGUGUUCGUUAGCGACGUAAGUGGCGCUGCUGUACCUUUGUCCGCGACCCCCGAGAUCGAUUUUCGAGAUCGAUCCCAUACACAUUAUAUCACGGUCCCCCCGAACCUGCCGUCCUUCCAUCGCUUAUCUGCUAGUAGUCCCUUUUUCAUUUCGUUGGUUUGUCCCCGAGAUUCUUGCCACGAGAUCCGAGCCACGGGAGAAUUGCGAGAGAGAGAGAGAGAGAUUUACAAAGCAACAAACAGAGUCGAAAAUCAAAAGGCGAGAACGUUCGAGCAGAGCGCGGAGCAGAGUUAUACCGUAAGAAUAUAUCGAGUCUAGAAAUAUCCAAAAGCGCGGAAUUUGGAUGCACGCCUGCGAGACUGGCCGGUCGUCAAGAUCGUCGAGAGAAUUUCCGCUUGUACCAAGGAACAAAUCCGAUAAUAAUAUCUAUAACGUAUACGAGAAAAAGAAUCGCGGCGCGGCCGGCAACAAUUUAUCAUCGCGCCCUUGAAAGCAAGAAAAAGCCGUCGAUACAUGACAGAAGCCGAGUCGAUUCAGCGCUGGCGCUCUAACGGCGUUAGAUAAUCGCGGCGUUACGUCGGCAGCUCUCCGCGACGAGCAUAGCGGAGAGAACAGAAGAAGAAAGUCCGCGCCAGGGACGUCGCGCCGUGUGUGUGUCACGUUGGAAUACCAGUCGUUGGCGCAGCUUCAAGGACGUCGUCGCGCCGGCGACAUUCAUUCGUGGCCGACUCUCAUAACGCUUGCAAAAUCCGCAUACUCUGCUACUGCUCCGCGCUUUAAAAUAGGUAUAGCGAAAAAUGACUUUCGGGGGUAUGGGGGGUGUGCGUGUAGCGCGCACGCGCUCGCACCGCGAGGUCGAUUCGUUCUUUGCGCUCGACGCCGCGUCGCUGUAGCUCUGCACUCGCGCUUUUGUAUAUAAUAAUAUAUGUGGCUGUGUGUGUGUGUUUUUUUUGUAAAGUUACGAUACAACGUGGUGGUAUACUUGGAGGAAAAAAAUUUUUUUACUUUUCUUUUGUACGGAAAUUUUGAUUUAUAUUUCGCGAGAAGUGUUUAUAAUAGAUGUACCUUUGUUAUAUGCGGAUAUGAUACAUACUUUUAGAGUAUAUGUACGUUAAUGUAUUUAUGUAAUCUUCUUCAGUUUCUCUCGCGUUAAAAUUAAUUAUUCUUUAAUAACAAGCGCGUCGCGUCGUUUUUCUUUUUUAUAUAUUUAAUGCUAAGGAGAAUAUUAUAUCUAUUUUUUAUACUUUUUAUAUAUUUUUUUAAGGGCAUUUUUAUACUUUUAAAAACUAACACAUCAUCUAGUCGUGCGUCGAGUAAUUGUUGUAACGAAAAAUAAUGAUGCAAAAGCUGAACACGGAAAAAUUGAACACACACACGCGCGCGCGCGACUCGGCUGUAAUACUCGCGUGCGUAAAUAAGUCGUGUAUAGUAAGAUUUGGAUAUAAAAAAAAAGAGUAUAUAAGAGGCAGAGCGACAGCGUCGCCGUCCCGUCGCGGGGGAAAAUCGACUCUUUCGCGUAUAGAAGAACGAAGGCGAGCGAACGAUGUGUACAAGGAAAAUUACUAGGGAGCGAUUGCAACGGAAAUAUAUGAUAAAAUUACGACAGCAAGCCGUACCCUUCUAGUUUAAUAUUCUCGUAAACUUGAAUAAAGAAACUUGUAAACUAAUAAACGAUACGUACGACUGUGGUAGCUAUGCUAGUACCUGCUAUUAUUAAAAAAAAAACAAAAUAAAACACAAAAAAGAGUGGAAGGGUUACACACAAAGACGACACGUACGAUCAAGCAGACCACAUCGCCGGCUGCACGGGUUCCCGCGCGCGCUCGAGAGAGAUAGAGAGAGAGAGCUCUAGCGCUUAAAAUACUGUCGAACGUGCCAAGGCUCGUACUACGCGUGUGUUGGCCAAUUCUGGCUCGGAGUUGACCUAUAAUGCGAGGGCAGUAUCGAUCUUCAAAAAUAAAAGGAGCGACGGAAAAGUGCAGAGUCCGCUCGCUCGGCUCGAGGCUCGUCGGCUUUUUCCCAUCUCGAAGUAGCCUUUUCUUUUUUUUCGCCUGAAAUUGAUGAACACACGACGCUCAUGAAAUUCAAAGGCAUUGUAAUUCCAACUGGCUUGAGGAAAAAGCGCGACGCCGCGAGUCGAACGAGGAAACUUGCCGGAGGAAAGCGAACAACAGCCGCGCGGUGACGGAAAAUCGAGAGGCAUUUUUGCAAUACAUAAUCGCGAAUCAAACGAAUCUCGGCUCGAGAAACCUGUACAUCCCGUUGAAUAUUACACACACCGCGUACACAGUAGACGUCUACGGCUCAGCAAAAAAUCAAACGCAAUGUAUACUCCUCAAUAAAGAAACGAGAAUAUAAACCGACGUGUAAUAUGUGUAACAAUGGAAUAGCAUAAAAAAAGACGAAGCGCUUAAAAAGGGAACCGGACACCUUGCGUUAUAUACACGUAGUCUAAUCGAGGUGCUGAACACGGUGACGAUAUUGAACUACAUAAUAUAAUGGUAACUUAAACAAAAAAAAGUGGUCGUUAGUGAUACAUAAAAAAAGUAAAAAUAAUAAACUGCGUCGCGGCGGUAAAUCACACAGAACCUAUAGUAUUAUAUGUUUACGAUAAUAACGGAGUAGGCAUUAUAUACCAUUGUAAAUUUUCACGUCCUAAUACUGAGUGUAUUCAUUGGAAAAAAAAUAAUGAUAAUGAGGAUGAAAAGAGCGGGAUUCGUUACAGUAUAUAAUGAGAAUUAACCAAAAAAAAAACUGCAUGCACUUAAAUGAAAAAAAAAAUUAUAAUAAUGAUAACGAUAAUGAUAAUUACAGAUGCGAGCUAUACACCUUGUAUACGUGCAUAAAACACAGACACGCGACACACUUUUCAUGCGCAAUAUAAUAUAAACUCUCUCGUACACACAGAACAGAGACGAUGCUGAUAAUCUGUUUUUUUUUUUCAAAUUUCAAGUGUCUAAUAACUAUAGCGAUCGAUAUUGUCUACGUACAUAAGGCGAAUAAGAAUAAAACAAAAAACUUUUGACGCAGAAAAUAUAAGAAGGGCGGCGCGCAGUGUGGUACACGUAAUACGGUAUAAUCUAUAAUGGAAAUACAAAAAAAAAUAAUAAUAAUAGUCAUAAUUGAACAUAAUUGCAUAUAACGCUAUAUUCUUAUACUUAGUCAAAAGAAAAAAAGAUUUUACAGUCAGCGAGUGUGUAAGUCGAUUUCGCGAGCUAAAAUAUUCACAAACAUACAGACACACAUUCGCACACAUGCACACGAUGAACUUUCGUUGCGCCGCGCGCGCGAGUAUGGGAGUAAGCAGGAAGGAAACUAACUACGGGGAAAAAGGGCGAUUUUCGAGGGAAAACAUUUGUUUUCGAUUUCGUUCUCUCGAACGGAAUCGAACGGUGGGAGGACAGCUGCACACUGACACUAAGGCACACAAAACAAUACACUGCGGAUGAGUACGAGUACACCGAGACAAAAAUAAAUUGAUUAAUCAAUUAUUGAAGAAAGCAAAAGGAAAAAAAAAUUUAAACAAAACUAUCGAUUAUUCUAUAUACAUAUAAUAUACCGCGCGACGGUUUAUAAAAGAAUACACAGAUGCGAUAAGAGGAUGAUAUAAUUAGAUUUGUAUUUGACUAUGAUAACAUAUAUUUUUCAAUACUUUAACUACUUGCUGUAUGUAAACUAUAAAUAUAUAUUAUGUAUACAGAGAGGAAGCAAAAAUUAUUGCACGGUGCUAUAGCAUCCCUCGCGCGAUACGAGUAAAUAUGAGCAAGGAAAAUUCGUAUAUAUAAUAAUACAGAGCGACGCGAUCGGGGCUCUGCGCUGCGGCCGAGAGUAAUCCUCUAUAUAUGUAUACAUCACACACACACACACAUAGGGAGGGUCGACUAAACUCGAAAAGAGAGAACUUGGGAAUCGGUGGCACUUCCGGGUAGCCACCUACACAUGCGUGUGCGCAUGUGUGUGUGUGUGUGCGUGUGUGUAUGUGUGCAAACCGCCCGGCGAGCAGCAAAGUGACCACAGCCCGAAGCGCGCCCGCGAGAAAUAUAUACUUUUUGUACCCCUUGAAUCCAAGAGCAGCUCAUUAAUCGAGCGCACGUUAUACAUAUAUAUAUAUAUAUAUAUAUACAGGAUAUACGCGAAGCGGAGCGCGCGCGCUUGAGCCAACCCUUUUACUCUCUCCCUCAGACUGGCCUUUUCCCCUACACACACACAUAUAUAUAUAUACACAUACGUGUAGACAUGUAAACGUGUAACAUCCCCCUUUUCCACUUUGAGCCCGCAAUCUUCCACCGAAAGAAUCAAGGUAACCAACCCUCGUCUUUGUAUUACACGCUAAAUUGUACACGAACAGAGAGAUGUACACACACACACACAUUUACACAACAGCAGAAUUAUAUUUAGUGCGAGAGUUAUAACGUUAUGUUACAUGAAUUAGAAAGGAGCGCGCGAGUGAGAGUGCGAGAGGCGACACUUUUGUCUAUAUAUACUUUUUUUAUCCUGAAUGUUUUCUAUAUAUGUGUAUCAAUGCGCGCGCGCAUAUACCUAUUCGUAGCGAGCGGCAAAAACACGUGGCAAAAAGAGAGCUGUGCAACGUCUUUCUCUCCUUGUUUUGCAUGCUUUUUAUAGUAUUGCAUAUAUAAUGGUUUUUUAUUAUUCGUUUUUCGUUUCUCGGUCCUCUUCAAUACGAGAGCAUGAUGACACUUGCUGUUGUUAUAUUAUAUACUGCAUCGAGCGAUUUUUCUCGUUUGUUUCUUUUUAUCGCCUGUUAUUGUUAUUACUAUAUUUUUCCUGAGUUUGUCAUUGGUUUUUAAUUGUUUUCUUUUUUAUUUUUUAUUAUCUACUUUACUAUUAUCAAACGACGAUUCUCACACACGAAGCAAGAGCAAAAGAUUGACCGUGUCCGAGACGGUUUAGUCAAACGAUUCGACGCGAGCGACGCAAGAGUCACGAGCCUACUGUCUUUUUUUUUUACUUAUUAAGUUUUCUUUUUUCACCUUUACUAUACUACUACCACCUUAUAACAUAUGGAUGACGCGUCAUGUGUUACAUGAACGUUUACUAUCGUUACAAAUACUAGCACUUGUAAUUGUGGAUACCUGUGUUUUGUUUCAUUUUUAUUUUUACUACUUUACACACACAUAUAUUUUUUGUCCUCUAAUGAUUUUUUAAUCGUGAUGUAAUUUCGUUGGCUUUUUUUAGAUUUUUGUUCCUUUAUUUUUGUAUAUGCGACGAUAAAUGAGAAAGCAAAACAAAUAAUAUACGGCGAUGCGAAGCGCGUUAUUAUCGUACCGUUACCUAUUAAUUAUUACUUUUAUUAUAAAUAUAUAUUAAUGAUACAUAUAUAUAUAUACUGCUGUACACUACUACAGAGUUGUUCUUAUACAUAUAUACAUAAACAUAUAUAUAUAUGUAUAUUAUUAUACUACAUCGUGUAUACCAAGAUCAGCGUUAGUCCUAAGAAUUUUUUCAUAGUUUGUUAUUGUUGUUUUGUAUGAUACUUGAAUUAUAUAAAUAUAUAUAUAUAUAAUAUAAAUAUAUACAUAUUAUACAUACUAUACAUAACUGUAUAAGAGAGAUCGUCGCAUGUGUCAUAAAAGUGCGGGAGGACGAGCUGCUAGCACCUUUGUACUUUUAUACGCACGCAUGAGCGUUAACACACGCAUAUACAUAUAAUAUAUAUAAUAUAUUUUUGUUAAUAAUAAUAUAGUGAUUUGAUAUAUAACUGCACUAGAGAGUUGAUUUUAUUACUGAGUUUUAUUACUGAUUUCUCUCAAAUUUUUUUUUCUGUCUAUAUAUUUUAUGUAUGUACGUCCUCUACGUUUUAUAUAGUUUUCUUGUCUCUCUCUCACACACGACUAAAAGUAAACAGAGUUAUUAUAACGAAUAAUCACGCUGACACGCAAACCGAAAAAAUCAACAAUAUAUAUAUUACAAUACAGAAUAGAUAUAUCUAUCUAUUAUAUACGAAAAAAAACAAACAAGAAACGAGUCAAAAGCAGACACGCAUGCAAAACAAAAAUUUAAAACAGCUUGUACGGAACAGAGGAAUAUCAUAACGAAAAGCGUAUGUAUUUUCAUUUGUACAUGUAACGCGCAUAUGUGUAUGGCAUACAUAUAUAUCAGUGGAAUUCUGUAUCUAUAUGGUACACGUAUAUAUCUCUGCGUAAACAAUAUCGAUGUAAACGCGAGCGUGCACGGAUCGAUGCGCUUUAAAAGGCUCCGAAGUACACAGCAAAAGUCGAGGCGAUUCUUUCUCUCUGCCCAUCGCGCGGACUUGCAUAUACAUGCCAAAAACAGAUCGCACCUUGUUUAUCUUCAGCAUCAACAUAUAACUUUUGUAUAAAUAACCCGAACGAUGAAUUUUAUAUCGUAUAUCGAAUACGAAAAGUAUAUAUUUUUCAUCUUUUCUAUCGCAGAGUUGUAAACCAAAGACAAAAAAAAGUGAAUAAUUUUUUUACAAAGUGAGUAGUGUUCCGGCAGAGAGAUCGCGUUCCUCGAAAUCCCAAACUGUACUCGAAGUGCAUCGGUCUGCAUACGCCGCGUACGUAUUAUGUGCAUGGCAUCGUUUUUCAUUUUCCAGCAAAGCGAGAGAGAGAGAGAGAGAGAGAAAGAGCAAGCGAAAUAGUAAGCUCCGACAAAAAGAGAGGCGACGUAUUAGCGCGAGCGCUUUCCGCUUAAUAUAUAUAAAUAUGAGUAUAUAUGUAUAUGAUAUAUGAUAUAUAGUGGCGGGAGGCGCCGUAAUUGUGGCGCGUGCGCACCGCCGCACCCGAGCGCGAAAUGUUUCUUGAAAAAAAAAUUAAUAAUAAUAAUAAAACUAAAAGUAAAUUUAUCGAACUACGCGGAUCACCUAGGCUCUGACCGUCUGUAACGAUAAUAUUAUAAUAAUUACAUAUAUAAUAUUAUAUAUUUAAAGAGUUAAGGAGUAAUAACGACAUACACCACACAUAAUCUACGACUCGCGUUGUAACAUACUUAUAUAAUUUUGUAAAUUAUUUUUUGUAUUUUUAUAUCGAGAAAAAGAACACAUUAAUGGAAUACAUUAUAAACACACACGGAAGUUAUUAUAUUAGCGAGUGUGAAAUAUAUAUAUGAAACACGAGAUGAAAAAGAAAUGAAUAAAGAUUAAAAAGUUAUUGAAAAAAAAAACAAAAAAAAUGGCAUUGUGAAAGAAAUUAAUACAUACAUACACACACGAUAAUAUAUCCGACGAUAAAAUGACGAUGUUGCGCCGCAAGUGCGACAACACGAGACAUCACACUCUGUGGCUAUUAUCCGAGUUCUAUACAUGAAACGAUACACAUAUGUACGUUUAUCCGUACGUCUGUCGCGUGGUCGUCAUCGAAAGACACGAAAAAAGUGACCAACGGAGAGCCAGCUGACGAUGCGUGAGCAUAAACGAGAUGUAUAAAGAGAUCACGAGCGAAAGAGGCGACACGGGAUGGAGAGUCACGAUUCAUUUUUUUCGUUUAUUUCUCGAAGCUCAUAACUUGUAUUACCGAUCGCUAACAAAGAGUUUGAACAGAGACAAAACAAAAAGAGAUACCACAGAAAAGUAAAGGCACGACGAUAACGCUGCUGAAGUAUAAUAAUUGUGCAGAGGAGUGGAGAACAACAGGCCAAAAAUUAGAGAAAACUCGACGAGAACAAAAAAGCAGUAAUAAAUAAUAAUUAAACGUCAAAGGCUCAUUCGAACGACGCCCCGCCAUCCUCUGGCUAUUUUUCGGUGCAUUAUAAGCUCUCACCUUACAAAAAAACACACUUAGAGAAAACUCGAGCACCGAAUGGUAGAAAGGAGGGUGGCGCCGGCAGCCGCUUCCUGGAUCGACGCUGAGAUUCGCACGAAAAAAUUCUAUACCCUUAUUCGAGACAACUAUGAGCAAAGCAAAACGAUAACGAUCCUUUUUUGAUACACGAGAAAAUAAAAACGAUUUUUAUAUUCUACAUCGUAUACGCCCGCGACACGAUGAUCCAGGAAGUCGUCGGUGAGGUCGAGAGCAGGGCGCCUGGUAUUAGUACACACUAGUUUUUCAAUUGGCGGCGCCCAAUUAGUUGUUGGAAUUUUCGUAGCCUAGGCAAUACCUCCCGCGUUAGUUUUGUGAUUGUUGUCGUUCCUCUCUCACGUUUAUAAAAGAUAACAAAAUGAAAAAAAUACAAAAUAAAGCUAAACAAAUAGUGGCGAGAGAGAAAGACGCGCGCGCGCGUUAUUCGCAGCAGUUUUACUCGGUUCUCUCCGCAUGAUAUUACUUGUAUAACGUAUAUUACAUAUUACGAGCGCGCAAAGCCUCGAUCAUGUGUAUCUUUAGGCCUGACCACUCGCGCGAGCGCGCUAUAACUCUUUGUAUAGUAUUUUUCUAUGUAACCGACCGCAUCGAGAUCCGUAUGUACAUUUGAUUACGUAUCGCAACGUUCGAGCAUUAUUUCGGAUCCUGGUUUUUCAUAUUCCUAUUUAUACAUAUAUAUACCUACUAUAUAAUCGUGUUGAUCGAUGUUUACGUAAUCCGUUCGUUAGUUUCACGUGCUUGUUUAUUACACGACUUUGUGUUAGCAUUAUCGAAGCAAAUUGGCUAUGUAAUGUAACUUCGAUUUUCAUUGGCGGAUGUGUGACGGACGAGAUAUUCCACGAAUCGAAUGGCGAAUAAUGCUAGCAAAAGUAAAGUAUAAACAAGAGGGGUAUAAAUGCUCGUUCAGUGCAGAGAGCAUCAAUUAUGAAAAACAAAUAAUAACGCGUGAUCAUAGUACAAAUUGGAACAACGUAAGUUGGGCUUAAAAGUAUAAACCUUAUUGUAACCGAGUCAAAAAGAAAAGAAUAACUAUAUAUUAUAACCGACGAAUGAAACUUUGUAAUCCACACAUACUCGCACACAGCCCAUCUCUAUUUUCUUACAAAAAAUCGCGAACAAAAGGGAAAGAUACACAAAAUCGCGCGAGUGGUCAGGCCCGAGGUUCGGCGGGACGCGACACGCUCUUCUCGAUUCGGUGUUGGUAGCAAUGAUUUUUCAAACGUCGUUUUUUCUAAUAGCGAGAAAACAGAGUAUACAAACAAAUCGAUAAGUGCAGAAGAGAAAGGCAAAAACCAAAGACGAGCAAACAACGGCGAACAGCAAACAAAAAAAAGACGUGCAUCAGAGAGAGAGAGAGAGAGAGAGAGAGAGAGAGAGAGAGAGAGAGGAGCGUCGCCCCUACACGUCGUCCACGCGCGACCGCGUAUUGAACGCAAACACACUCUGUAUACACACUGUAGAAGAAGAGCGCAUGAAAACAGUAUUCAAGCUUCCCGCUGCGGCGGCGGGACGAACGUUUUUUUAUAUACGCGUACGAUAAAUUUAAGCGCGACUCUUAUCCAAAGUCCGCGUGGUGUCGGGUCGCGCGCCGACGGGGCCGACGCUCUCCUCGAGUUUAUAAAAUAUAUAAUUACGAUAUGAGCGAGUACAUAAGAGUGCGAGGGAUGAAUUCGAGAGAGCAAGUGAGAGACGAGGCGAAUGACGACGAUGAUCGAGAGCGAGAGAGAGAGAGAGAGAGAGAGAGAGAGAGAGAGACGUACG